This is a messenger RNA of Carassius auratus (goldfish), 5227 nucleotides long. RefSeq names its product SLIT and NTRK-like protein 4. NCBI's taxonomy places the organism in Eukaryota, Metazoa, Chordata, Actinopteri, Cypriniformes, Cyprinidae. Gene Ontology annotation, cellular component: glutamatergic synapse. The coding region runs from base 802 to 3297 and encodes 831 amino acids. Gene Ontology annotation, molecular function: protein binding. The record is from RefSeq and is a predicted model, not a curated record. The transcript is spliced from 2 exons. Gene Ontology annotation, biological process: axonogenesis; positive regulation of synapse assembly.
CUCCUCCGGCUUCACCGUGUGGGAAGCUCAAUGCAGCAGCAAAACCAACAUCCUUAGAAGAGGACGAUGUGGAAUAGUUGGUUUGUAAUACUGGUCUCAUUAUUCGAACGAGGACUGCACCAACAAUGCUUAUUUUGAUGAUGUGGUGCAGGUUGGCAUCUCUUUUUUUCGAGCGUGUUUUACUCAUCUGAAUUAUUAAUUUCCUCGUCGGUCUGACAUCAGAGCGCCUAGUUUCUUUUAUCUCGCAACUUGCAUUUUUCCAAGAAACGACAGGAUUUAACUGGAGUUGAUUUCCGAUUUUUGGGAAUCGAGUUGAGUCGCGACGCGCGAUGGAUUGUUGCGAUUAAUUGAUUAAGAUCUGUAUCUGUUUUUUUUUUUUUUUUUUUUUUUUUUUUUUUUUUUUUUUUUCUGAACUGUUGAGCGAACUGUUCGUUCAAAUUGCGUAACAGAUGCUCGGUUCCCUUUACGGAAGAAUGUUGGACCUGUUUUGCAUCCACUUUAACCACUUGCUAUUUUAUCAUUUUAAUGUGGGUUUUGAAACGAAUUAUUUUAUCAGUGCAAAUACGCUGCGUCGUGUUUGAGAUGCCUCAAAAAAGCUCAGUAACCUUGGGACUUUAUGACAGAAUAUAUGCUUUGUACAACCUGAGCUUGACGAGAGAGGCUGAGACUGAAAUCUGAUCCUGAGUGAAUCGGGAUAGUCCCUCUCUUGGCGCUCUCAAUGUCCGGUGUUAUCUGUAAAGGAGGAAAUAUGAACAUUGCCGGUUACUAAAUGGUUUACUGGGGCAAUUGGUAAAAGGCAAGAUGCUGCUGCUUGUUCUGUUGGCAUUUUCCAUAUCGGGAACAUUUUGUGACUUGGAUUCGGACCUCAGAGCUGAAACCUGCAGCGCAUGCUCCUGCAUGUCCAUCGAGAACGUCCUCUAUGUGAACUGUGAGAAAAUAACUGUGUACAGACCUACACAGCUGCAGCCACCAGUGUCCAGCCUCUACCAUUUAAAUUUCCAGAACAACCUUUUGUACAUCCUUUAUCCCAACUCUUUUGUGAAUUUCACACACGCAGUCUCACUCCAGCUGGGGAACAACAAACUCCAGAACAUUGAGGGAGGGGCCUUUGUGGGGCUUAGUGCAUUGAAACAGUUGCACUUAAAUAACAAUGAGUUAAAAGAGCUCCGUGCUGACACAUUCCGAGGGAUCGAGAACUUGGAAUACCUCCAGGCUGACUACAAUUUAAUCAAGUUCAUUGAGAAAGGAGCCUUCAACAAAUUACAUAAACUGAAGGUUCUUAUUUUAAAUGACAAUCUGAUUCAAAGCCUACCUGAGAACAUUUUCCGAUUUGCCUCCCUUACUCACUUGGACAUAAGAGGAAAUAGGAUACAGAAGCUUCCUUAUCUUGGAGUUCUGGAGCACAUCGGGCGGAUAGUGGAAUUGCAGUUGGAUGACAACCCAUGGAAUUGCACUUGUGAUUUGUUGCCUUUGAAAGCCUGGUUGGAGAAUAUGCCCUAUAACAUUUUCAUUGGAGAGGCUAUUUGUGAGACCCCUAGUGACCUGUAUGGCAGACUCUUAAAGGAGACUAAUAAGCAGGAGCUGUGCCCCAUGGGGACAGGCAGUGACUUUGAUGUACGGAUGCCCCCCUCCCAGCCUGAGGGUGGGCUAACCAUGUCUAACGUGGCACCUUCAACCAUUGCACCUUUAGUGACCAAAGCACCCAAAACUACCAAUCCCUCCAAAAUAAAUGUCAAUGGGAUUGUCGCUGUUAACCCAGCUGUUAAAAAUGGCCAAAUUGUGUCCUAUCAAACGCGAAUGCCUCCCCUCUCCUGCCCCCACCCUUGCACAUGCAAAGCUCACCCUUCUGACUUCGGCAUUAAUGUCAGCUGCCAAGAAAGAAACAUUCAGAGUCUAGCAGAUCUUGUACCUAAACCACCGAAUGCCAAGAAAUUGCACCUUAGUGGUAAUUACAUCAGAGAUAUCCAUCCCACUGACUUCCAAGGGUUUGAAGGUUUAGAUUUAUUACAUUUGGGCAGCAAUCAAAUAUCCACCGUCCAAAAAGGUGUUUUCGCAAAUCUUACAAACCUCCGUAGGCUAUACCUAAAUGGAAAUCAUCUGGAGCAGCUGCACCCUGAAAUGUUUCUUGGGCUCAGUAACCUCCAAUAUCUCUAUUUGGAGUAUAAUGCCAUAAAGGAGGUGCUAGCAGGGACAUUUGACUCUAUGCCAAAUUUGCAGCUCUUGUACAUGAAUAACAAUGUGCUCAGAAGUCUGCCUGCUUACAUCUUUGCAGGCGUUUCUCUUGCCAGAUUGAAUAUAAAGAACAACCACUUCAUGACUCUGCCUGUGAGUGGCGUCCUAGACCAGCUCAAAUCUCUCACUCAGAUAGACCUGGAUGGCAACCCUUGGGAAUGCUCCUGUGAUUUAGUGGCUUUGAAACUCUGGCUGGAAAAGCUGAACGAAGGGGUCGCUGCCAAAGGUAUCAAGUGUGUGUCUCCAGUGCAGUUCUCUAACGUUGAGCUGAGAGAGCUGAAAAAUGAGAUCAUGUGCCCGAAGCUCAUAGCCAGGCCUCCUUUAAUCCUGACCAGCGCCACCCCUGUCCUCACAUCAUUGUCACCUGCUGGCGUUGGCAAGGCACCCCCAGGUGGUCCUGUGCCCUUGUCUAUUAUGAUAUUAAGUAUACUGGUAGUUCUGAUCCUCACUGUCUUUGUGGCCUUCUGCCUGCUGGUCUUUGUGCUGAGACGCAACAAAAAGCCAGCAGGAAGACAGGAGGGACUUGGCAACCAGGAGUGCGGCUCCAUGCCUCUUCAGAUCAGGAGGCACAAUCACAAAUCUAACAAGAAGGAUGAACUGGGUGGAGAGACCUUCAUCUCGCAGACCAUCGAGUACAUGAACAAAGCUCACACUUGUGGAAUUAGAGACUCAGAGUUGGACUUCAAAUUCGAAGAUUCAGAAAGACAGAAAAUGAUGCUACACAACAGUGCCGACAAAGACAAGGACUCUCUAUCCUUGGACUCCAGGAACAGAUUAAGCACCAUUGACGAGCUGGACGAGUUCUUACCGCGACGAGACAGCAUAUUCCUCCCCAACUACUUGCAGAACAAAAAGGAUUUCAACAGUAUAGGGGUGAGUGGCUUUGAGAUCCGUUUCCCUGAGAAACCACAUGACAAAAAAAUGAAAAAAUCAUUGAUAGGGUGCAACCACAGUAAGAUAGUGAUUGAGCAGCGUAAAAGUGAUUAUUAUGAACUAAAGGCAAAAAUGGGGACCCCAGACUACCUUCAAGUACUAGAGGAACAGACAGCUCUCAGUAAAUUCUAGAACAUCAUCUUCAACUGCCCUGUAAUGACAAAAGUGCCUUAAGACAAAUCUAAAUCACCAAUGGAAUACCGGAAACAUUUCAUUACACAAAACGUAACUCCCUUAGAAUUGUUGGCUGUGUUAAAAUUACAUAAAACGUCACACUAGUCAGUAUCCAUAAAAAAAAAUAGUUUUAGUUUGCUGCUUUUGAUUAAGAAUUCCAUCAAAUUCCACUGAACUUUGUUUUUACCAAAUUGGGUCAUGAAACUGUGUUGAGUGUACUUCAUAUUGACCCUUCUUCAUUGUGUUUGGUUGGAAGUAUUUUUAGGCAUCUUGGGAUGACAAAAUCUAAUGGAGUGGAAGAAAUGGAAGUUGGCAAAUGCUUGAAAGUGGUGGAAUGCCCCAGACUCCCCUCUCUUGGAUUAUAUUUUGCCACUUUUGGGGACUUGAAUCUCUUGGAUUUGAUUAUAUGUGAAGGCACUGAUGGCCAACAUCCGGACAUUUUGGAUUAUUCCAAUUACCUGUAAAGAGCCAUUCGAUAUUGUUCUACUGAAAUGUGAUUCUCCUUGAAGUGUUUGGUUAAGGCACAUGACAGGACAUUCACAAACUCAAAGAGAAACUAAACAGCUGCUUGCCAUGUAAGCGUAUAUGGAUUUAUUUUGUAAGUCAACAUUAUUUGUAUUUGUGGGGCAGUUGUGUAAAUUACAACAGUCGACAAUUUAAUUCAACAGGCUCAUCAAGAAAAACAGUGGAUUCUAGAAACAUAAAAAAAAAAAAAAAACAUGCAAAAACAUUGACGACCACUGUCACCUGUCAAUUUGUAGUUUGACUUCAUAUUUAAUUUAUUUUUCUAUGCAGAAUUAUUUAAAGACUAUUGGUACUAUUUAACAAUUUCAAGGGACAUUUUGAAUGCUAUAAGUGAUACAGGCUUUUAGUUUGAGCUCUGAAUCUAAAAUUAUCUUCUGAAUACAUUCUGAAUUCUGCUGGUUGCUGACUGACGGAGGCAUACAGAUGACGGUGAUGUCAUUUUCACUGUCACGUUGCACGAUGUGAGGCCUCCUAGCAUAUCACAUCUAACAGUUUGCUUAUUCUUAUAUCCCAGAGCAACUAGUAAAAGGUUUCUUAUUAACAAUAUGCAACCAAAUAAGUGUGCAUUAACGUGAUAUGAUUCUGGACAGAGCAAACGUAUUGUGGGAAUAAAGUACUAAUUGAACGUAAUUUAUACAUGUGGAGAGGACUGUGUCUUAUUGACACAACUGUGAGAUUAACUCACCAUAUGAAAAGGCUGCAGAUUUAAAUCAUAUCACUUUUCAUGUGCAAUAUUAUUAUGCUCAAUCAUGUUAGCUUGAAAUCUUUGUUUUCUGUUCAAAUUAAUAAAAGAGAGAGAUUUUUUUCUUUUUCUUUUUUUUUAAGAAAAGGCUUAAUUUCAUUCAGUCUUUAUUUAAAUAUUAAAUUAAUGAUUGUUUAAAGUAGAAUGUACCAUGAGAGAUAAAAUAAAUAAAAUGAGGAAUCUGUAUAUUGGUUAACUUCAUUGUGCAAUCCUGUUGAGGUCAAGGUAUUCAAAUACAAUGUAAUUUGCUCUGUCUUUUCUUUCUUUAUGCUUUUUGUAUCCCUUUUUUCUGUUUCUGUUUCUGUUUACAGAAGUCUUAUCAUGUUUUUUUGAUUGUUAAAGUUGCUUUACAAAUAAAAUGCCCUGAAUGCUCUUACAGACAAUUUGGUAAAUUAAGAUUUGUAUUUUUAUUUUACUGAAGCAGCUAAACCCUCACGCUUGGUCUCUGGUAUAUGGUUCAGGUUUCCAAAGGUCUUAACUUCUCUAAUAAAUGUCGUGUGUGUGAGAGAGAAAUGUGGGAAGAAUUAAUAAUAAUAAUAGCAGGAUUGUGCUUUUGAGAGGCUCUUGACAGUCCUUCUCGUAUGUACUUCAUCUAAAACACUGAACCCGAAACAUCAUGUU